This is a messenger RNA of Lemur catta (Ring-tailed lemur), 2641 nucleotides long. RefSeq names its product DDB1 and CUL4 associated factor 12 like 2 (gene DCAF12L2). Lineage: Eukaryota; Metazoa; Chordata; Mammalia; Primates; Lemuridae. The coding region runs from base 235 to 1623 and encodes 462 amino acids. Gene Ontology annotation, molecular function: protein binding. The transcript has a single exon. Gene Ontology annotation, cellular component: Cul4-RING E3 ubiquitin ligase complex. The record is from RefSeq and is a predicted model, not a curated record.
UCUCUCGCCCACGUUCCCCGUCCGGCCCCGCCACCCCCGCCGCCUCCGUCGCCGCUGCCGCGCCUCAGACUCGGGAGGUUCUGCGCCCGCCGUCGCCACAGCCUCUUGAUCCUUGAGACCCUACGCUCCUGGCUGACGCGGAGCGCCGCCAUCCCCACCGGCACCACGGCCAACGCGGGUGCCACGCAUCGCCACCGCCGCCGCGCCGCCGCCGCCGCUCGCUUGCCACCCGCCAUGGCCCCGCAGCAAACAGGUAGCAGGAAGCGGAAAGCUCCCGCGAUCGAAGCCGGCGCCGGGGGCUCGUCGUCUCAGGGGGCGGCGAGGGACGGAGAGGGGCCGCUGCCGCCCAAGAAGCAGAAGCGGCAGGCGACGCGUCGCUCGCUGGUGCACUACCUGAAGGGCCGCGAGGUGGGCGCGCGGGGCCGCGCGGGGCUCCCGGGCUUCGAGGGCGAGCUGCGCGGCUACACGGUGCGGAGGCUGCCGGUGCUGCUGACGGAGCGCGAGCUGCCCCUGGGCACCCUCGACAAGGUGUUCGCGUCGCAGUGGCUGAACGCCAGGCAGGUGGUGUGCGGCACCAAGUGUAACACGCUUUUCGUGGUGGACGUGCAGUCGGGCCACAUCACGCGCAUCCCCCUGCUGCGGGACAGGGUGGCCGGGCUGGGCCGGGCCCGUCCGGGUUGCGGCAUCCACGCCAUCGAGAUGAAUCCCUCCAAGACCCUUCUGGCCACCGGGGGCGAGAACCCCAACAGCCUGGCCAUCUACCAGCUGCCCACCCUGGACCCCGUGUGCCUGGGCGACCGCCACGGCCACAAGGACUGGAUCUUCGCCAUCGCCUGGCUGAGUGACACCGUGGUGGUGAGCGGCUCCCGCGACGGCACCAUGGCGCUCUGGCGGCUGGACCCGGACACGUUCCAUGGUAGCAUUGGCUGGCACAACGAUUUUGGGCUCCCCGUGUACUCCCACAUCCGUCCAAGGGAUGUGGAGGCCAUCCCCAGGGCCAGCACCAACCCCAGUAACCGCAAAGUGCGAGCCCUGGCCUUCAGUGGCAAGAACCAGGAGCUGGGAGCAUUGUCCCUGGAUGGCUACUUUCACCUGUGGAAAGCCCGGAGCACCCUGACCAGGUUACUCUCCCUCAGGCUGCCCUACUGCCGAGAGAAUGUGUGCCUGAACUACUGCGACGAGUUGUCCCUGUAUGCGGUGGGCUCCCAGUCCCAUGUCUCCUUCCUGGAUCCACGCCAGCGCCAGCAGAACAUCCGGCCCAUGUGCUCUCGAGAGGGUGGCACGGGAGUGCGCUCCCUGAGCUUCUACCAGCACAUCAUCACCGUGGGCACGGGCCAUGGCUCCCUACUCUUCUAUGAUAUACGUGCCCAGAAGUUCCUGGAGGAGAGGGCUUUGGCCAGCCCAGACUCCUCACCAGGGUCCGCAGGGAGGAAGCUCAAGCUCACUUGUGGCAGAGGCUGGCUCAACCAGGAUGACCUGUGGGUGAACUACUUUGGGGCCAUUGGGGAGUUCCCCAAUGCACUCUACACCCACUGCUACAACUGGCCUGAGAUGAAGCUCUUCGUGGCUGGGGGUCCUCUCCCUUCAGGCCUCCAUGGAAACUACGCAGGCCUCUGGAGCUAAGGAUGGCUGCCUCGUUCUCAAAGUGCACAAAUUUACCUUUUAGUUCUCUCUAAUUUUCCUUCUUCACGCUCCAUUUGUGCUUUUAACUCCGUGGCUUUUGCUUUUCAGGUGCAACAGGCCCAACUUAUCUGUACUUAGUGCUUUAGGGCCGGAGGGUACAAAGAGCACAAGUGGUCCUUUGAGCAAUCAAAACUUGGCUUUAAGACUUUUAUGCACCUUUCCCAGUAGCACUAUGUUUGCCUUCUCAUACAAAGAAUUUUGGCUAAACUCUAAAUGCGUUCUUUCUUCGAGUGAUUCACAUCUGCGUUUUCUUUAUAUUGAUGCAGUCAUUAUCGUUGUUACUAUUUAGUAAUUUAGUUUUAUUAGUAUUUCAAAGUAUGAUGAGGUCUUAUACACAUUUCAGAAAUAUGCUAUUUUGUAAAAAUGUGUGCUACAAAGUGUCUUUUGGGCUUGUCUGAGAAACUACCCAUCAUUUAUACCCCUACUCCUAUUAGAAAAUGCAGUUCAAGUUAUAAAUUGCCACUGUUUGGGGUGUGUUUCAUUUGAAUGUGGGACACUCAAUGUUUGUUGUUUUCAUAUUGUUGGUGAAUAAAAUGCUUUAAAAGUAUGUUCUCUGAAGUCUUACAAUGUUAUUCUGGCUAUUAAUCAACAAUUUUGAUUCUUCAGUAAAACUUUAACAUCACUAUCCCCAAGCCCUCAGCCUUCUUGUGUAAAGCUGCUGUAUUAUGGUCUGCUUUUGUGAGUAGCAUUUAUGCUACAGAUUUUCAGAACUAUUCAAAACUGUCCUAUAUAUGUGGCAGUGAAAUCAGGGAGGUAUUUUGGGUGAUAAACAUUUCUUUAAAGUUCAGGUAGCCAUUUACAGUGAAAGGUCAGCAGUUGUUCUCAGAGUAGGUUUUGUUGAUUUUUUUUAAAUUGUAUACAUGGAUAAUUCUUUUGUCUGGAUCCAGUAUGUGAUAUAUUGCAAAAAAAUAAAUAAAAUGUGUUCAGCAUCUUAGAAGUUAAGCAAGAGACUAAAGUU